CAUCAUCGCUUCACUUGAACCUAUAUAAACGAAAGUAAGCAAAGCAGCAGAGCUAGGGUUUGAGAGGAUUUAUAGGGUUUCUUGCUCUCAUCCUCUUCAAUUCCCAUAGAAACCUUCAUCAUCUUCGAUAAUGGCGGUCGGGAAGAACAAGAGGAUUUCCAAGGGAAAGAAGGGAGGAAAGAAGAAGGCGGUGGAUCCCUUCGCCAAGAAGGAUUGGUAUGAUAUCAAAGCUCCGUCGAUCUUCAAUGUCCGGAAUGUUGGCAAAACUCUCGUCACCCGUACGCAGGGGACCAAGAUUGCUUCUGAAGGUCUCAAACACCGAGUGUUUGAGUGUUCCUUGGCUGACCUCCAGGCUGAUGAGGAUCAGUCCUACAGGAAGAUCCGUCUUAGAGCAGAGGAUAUCCAAGGAAGGAAUGUCCUCACAAACUUUUGGGGAAUGGAUUUUACAACCGACAAAUUAAGAUCACUGGUCCGUAAGUGGCAAACCUUGAUUGAGGCGCAUGUAGAUGUGAAGACGACAGACAACUACACCCUGAGAAUGUUUUGCAUUGGAUUCACCAAGAGGCGCCCUAACCAGGUUAAGCGAACCUGUUAUGCCCAGUCAAGCCAAAUCAGACAGAUUCGCAGAAAAAUGAGGGAAAUCAUGGUUAACCAGGCAACAUCCUGUGAUCUCAAGGAGUUGGUGCAGAAGUUCAUCCCUGAGGUGAUUGGAAAGGAGAUCGAGAAGGCGACAUCCAGCAUCUAUCCUCUGCAGAAUGUCUUCAUUCGGAAAGUCAAGAUCCUCAAGGCCCCAAAAUUUGAUCUUGGCAAGCUGAUGGAGGUUCAUGGUGACUACUCGGAAGAUGUCGGAGUGAAGUUGGAGAGGCCAGCAGAUGAACCAAUUGCAGAGGCAGAAGCUGAAGUUGUUGGCGCUUAAGGUUUUAAGUGUUUUCAUUUUCCCUUUCUAUCUUCAAUUUUCAUGGAAUGUUUGAGGAUUUUGUUUUAGUGGAUGGAGAAUUUUGAGAGAUGACAAUACUUGUUUCUUGAUUAGAAUGAGAAUUUAUUUGAUACAGUAUUUUCGCUA
This is a messenger RNA of Magnolia sinica, 1063 nucleotides long. RefSeq names its product small ribosomal subunit protein eS1z. The record is from RefSeq and is a predicted model, not a curated record. The transcript has 7 exons. Gene Ontology annotation, cellular component: ribosome; cytosol. Gene Ontology annotation, molecular function: structural constituent of ribosome. The coding region runs from base 131 to 916 and encodes 261 amino acids. Lineage: Eukaryota; Viridiplantae; Streptophyta; Magnoliopsida; Magnoliales; Magnoliaceae. Gene Ontology annotation, biological process: translation.